GCGGACAUUCUAGGUUUUCCUUGAGCUCGCGGCUACAUGGUGAGGAUGGCAGCGAAGUUUUGAGAGUGCAUGUGCUCAGCAGAUGCGGUGCUCCCUGGAGCUGCUGUAGCGCUUGUCCGCGCCGCUGGAUGGCGGAGUUCAGGACGUCGCACGCUCAGCCGCCAUCAUGGUUAUACAUUUCUGCCGCUGAUAUGUCCGUCAGAAAAGAAGUCCAAGGUCCUGCAAAGACUAUAUCCUGCAGCCCAAGAGCAGAGUAUGCUGCAACCUGCUGCCCAGGAGCGGAGCAUACUUGCACCUGUGCCACCUGUAAAAAGACCUCAGUCCAUCCCACCCAAGAAGUCAGGUAAUGAGAAGUGUACAGCUGUACAAGGCAAAAAGCUCUACACUGUUCUUCCUCCUCCUGAAGGCUACCUCAUUAAUAGUGGGGAGGAUUUGGUCGCACCAUCCAAUCCAGAUCCCACUGACUCCGAGGACAGCCCAGCCGAUGCUGAUGACCAUGAGUUACGUAAGAAGAGGAAAAGGAGGAGAAAGAAAAAAGUGUUACCCAAUACCACAGAGGAAGUGUCCACCCCUCCAGCAGAGGGCGCUGUACUGGGCCAGACAGAUGCUGCACAUCCCAGUGAUGAAGGGGACACUGGAAGCUCAGUCAACACAGAGCAGCUCAGCAAGAACAGAAAGAGGAAGAUGAAGAAAAAACGUCACAAAGAGAAAGUCCAAGCUCUUGGAUUGGUGCCUCGAGCAAGAGCUGUUGAAUUCACGUACGCACAGAGAGGAGAUGUAAAUUCAGAGAAGGUGCUCGACUUCCUUCGUACCACACAAGAGAUCUACCUCUCUGAUCUCAAAUACUCUGGCUCCUGUGUAGAAAGCGGCCCCUCUCUUUCCCUCACUGCAGCGGAGGCUCUGUUCUCUCGUCUCUCAGGCAGGACGCUGCCCCCUGCUGAGAUCUCUAGGCUGUGUGGACUUAGGGCUGUACUGGUGAAGAAUGAAGGGCAGUUAAAAUCACAGCUGCAAGAAUUCAGACACACAAGCACAUUACAUGCAGAUGAGGUUUCAGUAGUCUGCACACUUAUUGAGUAUUGGCUGGCAGAGAUUCUGCCCAUGCAGAGACAGCAGAGGACAUGACGCCCCCAGAUUCAGCGCCUGAGAGGAAAAUGACUGAAUAACCAGCAGGUCCCUGAUUGUAAUGUCUCAUUAUGUAAGAGAUCUUCAGUCAUGCUGUUUUAUAGUCAAGGAUUUCAAGAAACUCGGGAUCAAUCAGCUUCAGCAACAAUUUGGAUUCAUUUUGAAGACCCAGAAUCAUGUACUUUAGUUUAUCCUGCCUUCACAUUAAUAAUUACUUAGGAAAAAGAUAUUUUUACACAUUCUCUGCUGCUCGUUCUUUCUUCACACUGCACCAGUACACUCCCAGAGACGUAUAUUACUGCAAGACAAACACUAAAGUAUUAUUAUUGACCGUGACUCUGGAUCAACGUUCUUCCUCAGCUCAUUAUGAGGAGUCUGUGGUUUAGCCUCUUAGCGGCUAAUUAUCUUAACAUCAGAACGUCAGUAGCUCCUCGCUGAUCUCACAGCCUGUUUUGGAUCAUGACAUUUAAGCUUUUAUGCACUAAACUGCUCGUUAACAUCAUUUACCCAAACCAGUGCCUGAUUUACAUUUUCUUUUUCGAUUCAAUGAGCUACUUUGGGCCAUCAAUGUGACAAGCCACUGUGACCAUCA
Messenger RNA from Sinocyclocheilus rhinocerous, 1714 nucleotides. Its product is annotated as glutamate-rich protein 1-like. The transcript is spliced from 7 exons. NCBI's taxonomy places the organism in Eukaryota, Metazoa, Chordata, Actinopteri, Cypriniformes, Cyprinidae. Bases 70 to 1122 code for a protein of 350 amino acids. The record is from RefSeq and is a predicted model, not a curated record.